Molecule: messenger RNA, 480 nt
Organism: Lachancea dasiensis
Lineage: Eukaryota; Fungi; Ascomycota; Saccharomycetes; Saccharomycetales; Saccharomycetaceae
Source: the annotation of a GenBank genome assembly
AUGAAUUUACUCAAUCGUGUGUUUGCUAGUGGUGCGCCCAACCUGAUGCAUCCCGCUUUCAGAGCGAGGUCUAGUGCUGUUACAAGAGCCUUCACGUCGACGCCAACGCCAUUGCAGAAGAUGGAUAUCACUCCUUUGAAGCUCUCCAACGAGCUGUAUGCUAUUUUACGCAUUCAUAAUCGUCCAUACCUCGUAACGAGAGGCGAUAAGGUCAUUCUACCGUUUAAACUAAAACAAGCAGAGGUUGGUGAUAUUCUAAAUCUAAACGAUGUCACCACUAUUGGAAGCAGGAAUUUCAAAAUCGUGGACGCUCCUAUAGACCCGUCUCUUUACAACCUCAGGGCAACCGUGCUGGAAAAAACUAAACGGCCCAUGAGGAUUAGGGAAGUUACGAAGCGCAGAAAUCGGAAAGUUCGCCACGCAGUGAGUAAGCCCGAUUUAACUGUCCUCAGGAUUUCGGAACUCUCUCUUGUAGAUUGA